AAGUACUUGAAAGAUUUUCAACUUUAAAAUAAUCACGUGAAAGCAAAUUAAAACAACUACAUGUUUUCACCUGUCAGUUUGGAAAAGAUUGAAAAGGCUGAAAGCGAAAGUUGCUGAACGUAUAGGAAAAUGGGUCCUCAAUAAUGCUGCUGAAGGAAGGAAGGCAAAUGGGUAUGAUUUGCUAGGGAGGCAGCCUGUACAGAUAUGUUACAGAACCAGAGUGUGCUGUCGGUCAUUUAAAAUCCUUAUUUUAUAUGGGCCCUUCCGUUUCCCUCAACUUUCAGCUGGGCAAAGAUUUAACAAACAGGUUUUGCCUAAAUAUGAGACACCUGUCCUGAAACCUAAAAUUAAAGGAUUUACUUUCUUUUUGGUUGGAUACAAUUUCAUGGCAUUCUCUAUUUACCAAAAAUUAAUGCAGGUGCACCUGUCAAAGUUAGUAUUGUUUAGAUUGGCUUAGUUUCCAAACAAGUCCAAGUCCUCCCAGGUUUUAUUCAUUGUCACAAAAGAUUCAGCUUUGAGGAAGAGAGAGGAAAGAAGGAACGUGGAAGCAGAAAUUCAGAUUUCCCGUUUGCACUUUAUUAUGUCUCAAGUGACAGCUUUUUCUGUUCUAACUAGUUUUCUUGUUAAAGAGUCACCGUUGAAUCAAUUUCUUUGCCACUUAACCAUCAUUUCACCACUUUCUCUUUCCUUAGGUGUUUGCUGUCCUCCAAGUGGCCUCUGCUCUUAGGCUGCUUCAAGGCUGUGAAACUGCUGGGUAGCAACCAUAUCCAGGCAUUGGUUAUACUUGCUAAAACUGAACAAAGAGGAAGAUGAAAGAGGGAUGUUUUCCAAAUACAGUAAAACAACUAGAGAGUACUUUUUUUUAAAAUGGAAUUUUUCCUCUUCUAACUAAUAGAAACAAAUGUGCCUAAGCCAGUUUUACCUGUUUCUGCCCCCAAGGAGAUCCUUAAAAUUAAGGUAGGUUUUCAAAUGGAACAACAGGACUAUAGAACAAAAAUAACAGUGAUUAAAAUAACUGACGUUUACUGAUAAUGUGCUAUAAGCCGGGCGCUAGUCUAAACUCAUUACAUGCAUAUGUGCGUUUAUACCAAUGUUUACUCCUAAUAACAACCCUACGGGGAUAAGCCCUGUAGCAAUCACUCGUAUCCUGGUCUGCAUGAUCCCAGGCAGAGGAAGCUAAGUGACUUUAAGAUCACUCAAAUAGUAAGUGACAGAGCUAGGAAGUGAAAAAAAACAGUAAUUGUCUUUUUGACAUCUUAGGCAUUUGCUGAUAAGUUACAAGUAGAAGUGGGUACGGAAGCUAGUGAGUAAAUCCUAUCACAGAAAUACACAGAUCAAUCUGUUUCUCUAAGUAUAAUGAUCAUAGUAUUAUGGAUUUGUUCACUUGGGUUUUUAGAAGAAAAUCUUAAAUUUAUUUAAUGUUAGUAAUCUCUUUUGCCUUACUUUUCCUUUUUCCUUUUAAUCUCAGAGCCAAAAGUUCAGCCUAGCUUGAUAAGCAUAUUUCAAAUUUAAUUACCUUCAUCCAGUGCAGCUUUUCUGGAAAAGUAAUCUGUUUUGCCUUUUUGGUUAAUUUUCCUCAUAACAAAAAGCAACUAUUUUAAUUAGUUCAGACAUUUUAUAGACAGCAAAGAACUUUGAAAAAAGAAUAGAAGUUUCUUUUGCGGAUGCACUUGGGAACACGUACUGUACGCCUCGAAAAACAUUUGUAUGCUCUCAGAGUUCAUAAACAACUAAACCCCAGACUUUUUAAGGUUUUCUCUGAUAUUGUACUUCAUACCUAAAACAGUUUCUGUCCUGUAAGUAACAGCUGUUCAUUGUUUUGAAUCAAUUUUCCUCAGAUAAUAUUUAGAAAAGACUAGCUAUAUAUAGGAUCCUUGGGACCAUGCACAGGUGUAUGUUGCUCUCCGUAACAUCUUUAAAAAAGUAAAUCAGUAUACCAGGAUCAAAAACCCUCUGACAUCCAGUAAUUGUCAUCUAAAGCAAUUUCUCCAGUCGCUGUUAACUACCAACCACCCACUGUAUUACUUAAACCAGCAUCUUCAGAUAAGGAAUGCUCUAACCUACCUCUUCAUUUGAUUCUGACUUUAUGAAACAUAAAGACAUAAACAGCAUCCUCCCAUGUGGCCAGACUCAAACUGAGGCACUCUCCAUGUCCCGCUGAGACACCGUACUGUUAAUCAUCCCGAGGCUCGGGUGCUGGGUGCCGAGGUACCCAAGUGCUUGAAAAUGCAGCCAUUCAAGGGAAGUGAGUAGAUUCUGAAUGACUUUUCACUUAAAAGAACAGGGUAAGGGAAUUAAAAUUCUCAAAAAAAAACAAACCUCAAUUCCACAAGUAACCUCUUUAGAGAUGACCCCCUUUCAGCCUUGGAAGUUUAGGGCAGCAAAGUCAUUUUGUUCAGAACACAUGAAAAUAAGGGGUCAGUCCCUCCACAUUGUCUCCUUACUGUAUCCCAUCUGCCUGGGUCCCAUUCCCUUUUAUUCUUUCCCACGGUACCCUGACAGACAGGUAUGUUUUGUGUCUAGAAAAUGUCCAUCUCUAAACCAAGAUUAGUAUUCAUUGGCUUUUACACCUUGAGACUAAGUGUGAUAGAAGGAGAUGGAGUGAAAAUACUUGUGCUGAUUUUCACCUUAUGCCAGAACUCCUCCCUUUCUACAGGUGUGGACACUUUGUCUUCCUCGUCCUCCUCUUUCCACAGAGGACUAAUUAGGGAAGUAGGCGUGAAGGGUGAACCCGCCUCUGAUGGAAAAGGAGCCGUAGCACUGCCACACUGCGAAACACCUCAGUUUCAGACUGCACUCUCAACAACAGUUAGGCGUGGAAUUACUGGAGCUCCGAAAAAAUGUUGGUGCUAAGCUGUUCUACCAAAUUACUGAUCCUGGAAAAAAUAUUGAAGAGUCACUUUCCUGAAUCACUCAAGGUUUACGGAGCAGUCAUGAACAUAAAUCGUGGCAAUCCCUUUCAGAAGGAAGUGGUAUUGGAUUCAUGGCCCAACUUCAAAGCUGUCAUCACGCGGCGGCAGAAAGAGGCUCAGACAGAUAACCUGGACCAUUAUACUAACGCCUAUGCUGUGUUCUACAAGGAUGUCAGGGCUUGCCAACAGCUGUUGGAAGAACAGGGUGUCAUCAACUGGGACCAAGUUUUUCAAAUACAAGGGCUGCAGAGUGAGUUAUGCGAUGUUUCCAAAGCCGUUGCCAGCUCAAAGCAGUUGGAUGUAAAGCAGACUUCCUUCAAGGCCGUUCGCUUGUCUCCGGUGGCAACUCUGCCAGACACCAGGUUCCGAAUGAGGCCUUCCCCACAACUAACCUACCUGAGCGUUGCCGAUGCAGAUCUGCUCAACCGGACCUGGUCUCGGGGCGGCAACGAACAGUGUCGCCGGUACAUCGCCAGCCUCAUCGCCUGCUUCCCCAGCGUGUGUGUUCGGGAUGACCAGGGCAACCCCGUCUCUUGGUCUAUCACAGACCAGUUUGCCACCAUGUGCCAUGGCUACACCCUGCCGGAGCACCGCAAGAAGGGUUAUAGCCGGCUGGUGGCCCUCACGCUGGCCAGGAAGUUGCAGAGCCGGGGGUUCCCCUGUCAGGGCAACGUCCUGGAUGACAACGUGUCGUCCAUCAGCCUCCUGCGGAGCAUCCACGCCGAGUUCUUGCCUUGUCGCUUUCAUAGGCUUAUUCUCAGCCCAGCAGCUCUCUCUGGGCAAGUUCAGCUCUAGCCCGUUGAAACUCUGGGAAUUUUCUUCCUUUUUUUUCUGAAUAUACACACACUCCGUAGUUGCCAAUGAGAGAAGAAUUAAAACUGGAAUCGGGAGACUCUCAAGGUGUUGCAAAGGGCCUGGAGAAGACCUGCAGGGUUAGGCUGAGAAGUUGUAACUCUCCGCAUCUCAGGUUUCUGCGGUAAUAACUGUAAGGGUCAGAGAUAGCCAUGGCUACACACGGGCUGAUUAUCCUCUUUUGGAAUCCACCUUGGGAAAAAGGUUCUAAGCCAGCAGGUCUUAGCACAGGAGCAGAAAUGAUUCCAUGAGAACCAAUGAUUUAACACGGGGGCAUGUGGCUACUGCUGUAUUGCUGCCUGGGCUUCUGCUCUGUUUUCUCACUGCCGCGCCGGCUCCCUCCGACCAUAAAUAACCCUCCCUUGGCCCCACUACUCCGUCUCUCCCAACUCUGUUCCUGCCACCUGUGACCCAAGUUCUCUGUAGAAUAUCCUGCUUAUUUCCCCUUUACUUACUGCCUCUCCACUUCUGCCUAGGACUCCAGCCGGUAGUUCUCCCCUGGGAAUGUGUGAAUGCAGCAAUUCUCACGUUAUAGUGCACCUCAGCAUCGCCAGGGGGUGGGGGCAGGUGGCGACACAGAUGGCUGAGCCUCUCCCCGCAGUCCCUAAUUCAGUACGUCUGAGGUCAGGCCUGAGAAUUUGUAUUUCCAGCAAUUUCCCAAUUCUCAGUUGCCUUGAGAAAUGAAGAAAUGGGCAUUUUAAAAGCUAGAAACAGAUGAUGUCCACAUAAGACUGGAUGUUACUUGUCACCUACUCUGGUCUAACCCUCGUUUAUAAUCUGCUUUCUCUUGAGAAACUAAGAUGUGAAUGUGGAUAUGCAAACACAUAUAAACAUACAUACACACAUAUAUUUACAUCUUUUUCAUGUUUUCCGUAUGCAUAUCUAUAUACUCAGAAUUUUGAGAAGAUAAUAAGCUUUAACUCUCUCAUUACAUAUGAAGAUUUGAGGACCAAAGAAAAUAAAUGACUUCAAGAUUAUAUAAUCAGUGCUAGAGGCUGAGCCAGAAUGGUGUUAUUUUGAUUUCAACCUAUCUUUUUUUUUUUUCACUAAAUCACGUACCUUUUUUGUAAAGGAGAUUUCAAUGAUUAGACAAUAAAAUCAACGCUCUCAGUAGUCUUUUAGCCUUAUCAGUAUUUUUUUUUUAAUCUGGGUUCCGAUUGUGUAUGCAUAUCUUUCAAGGGCAGUAAAGGAAGAGAGAAACAUCACAAGCUGUGUGCUUCCAUCGGCAGAAAAGCAGGGACAAACACAAUG
Molecule: messenger RNA, 5015 nt
Organism: Vicugna pacos (alpaca)
Lineage: Eukaryota; Metazoa; Chordata; Mammalia; Artiodactyla; Camelidae
Gene: GLYATL3
Product: glycine-N-acyltransferase like 3
Cellular component (GO): mitochondrion
Molecular function (GO): glycine N-acyltransferase activity
Source: RefSeq, a predicted model, not a curated record